This is a messenger RNA of Dendronephthya gigantea, 3804 nucleotides long. RefSeq names its product tolloid-like protein 2. The transcript is spliced from 13 exons. The record is from RefSeq and is a predicted model, not a curated record. The coding region runs from base 60 to 2759 and encodes 899 amino acids. Gene Ontology annotation, biological process: proteolysis. Gene Ontology annotation, molecular function: zinc ion binding; serine-type endopeptidase activity; metalloendopeptidase activity. Lineage: Eukaryota; Metazoa; Cnidaria; Anthozoa; Malacalcyonacea; Nephtheidae.
CACAAGUACGUCCACAGGCUAAUUCCUCGUAACAUUUCUCGCGUUCUGAAGGCUACACGAUGUCUAGGAUUCAUAUUUUCUUGAUCGUUCAUAUUCUCUUAUUCAUUUGUACUUUGAGUGUUGUCCGCGCCGCCUCAUGCUCGGAAGCGAAUGUUAUCGAGGGUGAUAUACUCGGUGAAACAUCGUCAGGCCGGACUCGAAGGGCUGCAAUCUCUACCACAUUUAAAUUAUGGCCUGGGGGAGUCAUUCCUUAUGUCAUAGCAGACGAUUUUACAAAUAAAACUAAAGAUUUAAUUCGUCGGGCAAUGGAUCAUUGGCAAAGUUAUACAUGUUUGGAUUUCGUGAAACGAACGGAUCAAAAAAAUUACAUAUAUAUUUUUAGUGGGAGCGGGUGCUGUUCCUAUGUCGGCAGACACGGUGGAAAACAGAAACUUUCGCUUGGCCUUGGGUGCGAAACCUUCGGGAUAAUCGUACAUGAACUGGGACAUGCCGUUGGAUUUUGGCACGAGCACAGCAGACCCGAUAGAGACAAUUACGUUAAGAUUUUGGACGACAACAUAAAGGAACGGGAUAAGCACAACUUUAGGAAACGAAAAAGUCAUGAAGUUGAUUCACUUCAACAGCGCUAUGAUUUCCACAGUAUCAUGCAUUACGGCUCGACUUUCUUUGCAAAGAAAGAAGGUUUCGACACUAUAGUGCCCAAACUUCGUGGAAUAAGGAAAGAAGAACUUGGAAAACAAUAUUAUUCACGUUACAGUUACACGUCCGCUCUCAGUGAUCAAGAUGUUAUUCAGACAAACCUUAUGUAUCGCUGUAACAUAUUUAAUGAAAAUGGUGGAACAAUUUUCGCGACAUCAGGAAGCUUUCAUUCUCCAAAUUAUCCACUACCUUAUGCAGUGUCGCGUGACCGAGUAUGGAUUAUUACUAACAGUCGUUCAAACGGUAGCUCGUUAACUUUGACCUUUGAUGAUUUUUCCGUGGGCACCAAUGACGGAACUGGUAUAUGCAAAAAUGAUUACUUGGAUAUCAGGAAUGGAAAGGGGUUUUUAUCGCCAUAUUUAACUCAACUUUGUGGAAACGAAAAACCUGACCCUAUCACAAUAAUAAGUGAAAGUCUCUACAUUAGACUACAUUCACAGUUGCUCACAUCUAAAACUCCUGAAGUCAAAAAAGGAUUUUCAGUUCGCUUUAAAACAGAUGAAUGCAGUAGAAAAAUGACAGGAAUGCAAGAUACGUUCAACACCCCAAACUUUCCUAACCGCUACAACUCAAAUACGGAUUGCGUAUGGCAAAUCAGCGUUCCCGAAGGCUAUAAAAUAAAAAUCACAUUUAAGACAUUUCAUCUUCAAGGUGUUGAUAACAAAAAAGGAUGCCAAGAUUAUGUUGACCUCCGCGAUGGAGAUUCUCCAUAUUCAACUUUCUUCGGUCGCUUUUGUGGCGACAAUAAUCCAGGUGUCGUCACCUCCACUUCCACUUCGUUUAGAGUAACUUUUCACUCAUCUUCCCCACACAGUGAAACAUCAGCAGUUGGAUUUAGUGCAAGUUAUGAAACUGUUGAUAUAGAUGAGUGCGCGGAGAAACUAUCUGAAUGUGAACAAGCAUGCAUAAAUACAAAAGGUAGUUAUGUUUGUGGGUGUCGAUCAGGGUAUUCUUUCAUUCCUGGACUUUAUGGAACAUGUGUUGACAGAAAUGAGUGUGAAGAAAACAAUGGUGGUUGUUCCCAUGGUUGUGAAAAUACUGAUGGAGGUUUCUAUUGUACCUGCCCAGAAGGUCAUUAUCUUGUUUCAUUUGGAAUGGUUUGCACUGACAUAGAUGAAUGUGCAUUAAAGCCUUGUGCGCACACGUGUAGAGAUUAUGUGGGAGGAUUUGAAUGCUCAUGUAAUGAAGGAUAUGAAUUGAAUGAUGAUCAAAGGACAUGUAAAGAUAUAAACGAGUGUUUGCGGAGUUCACCAUGCUCUCACAAGUGUAUAAAUACAGAAGGAAGUUUUAAAUGUUCGUGCAACUCUGGCAGUAUAUUCGAUAAAAAUACGACUACUUGUAAAGUUUUGCCUUCUUGUGGUGGACUAUUGACGGAAUCGAACGGGGAAAUUUUGUCACCACUUCUCCCCAAACCGUUGCCCCAUGAUAUCGAGUGUUACUGGAAUAUACGUGUGCGACGUGCGAUACACGUGAACAUCAACAUUAAAGUUUCCUGGAGGAGGAAUGAGGGAUGUUCCAACUACGUCUUGAUAAGAUACACAUCAGAAAGAAGUGAAAAUACAGUAAAAAUUUGUGACAAAAAUGAUUUGCGUGGUGGUAGCAUUCAAAUCCGAUCCAACGACGUCUUGAUUAAAUAUCACGUUGAGACGUCACUCAAGAACAAGAUGGUUUUAAGAUACAGCAGCAGUACCAAAGACUCUCGUUGUAAACAUACAUUAACAGGAACCGCUGGAACAAUCAAAACGCCCGGCUUUCCUUCCGAAUAUCCUGCUAAUUCUCGUUGCGAAUGGCGAAUCAAAAACACAGUAAGCCGUCGACUUCGGCUCAAAUUUAACUUCUUCGAUAUUGAAAGAGAAAGUUCAUGUGAAUAUGAUUUUUUGGAAAUUAAAUUGAGGACAAGUGGUCAACGACGUUCCAGAGAUUUGGGCAAAUUUUGUGGAGGAGGUUUGAAACGUGUGUUUAGGAUCGACCCUGGGAAGGAACUUCUCUUAAUCUUUAAUUCAGACUCAACAAUUCAUAGACGAGGCUUUCAUGCUGAGUUCAAAAUGGUUAGGAACUAGGAUAUAGGUCAAACUCUCGCUAAAACUAUAUCAUAGGUUUUUAAAAGUUUAAAUUGCGAGCUCUGAAAAUCUGCUCACGCGGGCGUGAGAAGCCACAACAGCAUGCAAUACGCUCUUUAUUUGUUUGCGUCGUGCAUGCUGUAAGGCUAUCGACAUAAAAUUGCUUUAAAAUUCAGGAUAGAGAGCUAAGAAAAAUCUGUACGGGAUGCACAAUUUACCUUCAAAACAGAAAUUUAACUACAAAGUGUCAUUACGUUUUGCUGUUUCGAGAUUUAACGCAUGCAUCGUCGGUAUAUUCAAAAGAAGACUUCACUUAUUUGAACAGGAGUUUUUAUAUUCAUGUAUUUUCGUAUUCCAUUGAUAUAGAGAUUAUUUAACAAGUAAUACUAGUAUUAGUAUAGAUACAAUUAUAUAUAACUUUAGAAUUUAGUGUAGACGUAAAUUGUAUGUUUUGUUAAUUUUUUAAUGCAAUGCUUUUGUGUGUAUUUUUCAAUAUAUAUAUAUUGUAACUGCAUGUGUGUUGAAUACUGAAGUAUUAUAGAAGUUUUACCCUAAUUAGAUCUUUAAACUCUCUAUUAGCUAAGACGAUAAGACAGUAAUUAUGAAGGUAUAAUAUAAUAAAUAUAUAACUACAUAAAACAUUUUAUAUUUUAACACGUUUGGGAAAAAAACACAGAAGUGAGGGACGGGAGUUGACCAAAGAUAGCUCACAGUACAGUGCUAUUAAACAAGUAUGAUGUAAUUGCUUGGACAUGUAUGUCCUCAAAUUACUCCUUACAACUUGGGCAACGGCUGCUUGUGCAUGUACAAAACUGUAACAAAUAGUAAUUUAAAUGUAUUUAGAAGUACAAAUACCUUUAGUUAUUUUAUGACAUGUAACUUUAACUCAUUUUCUUUAUAUUGUGUACAUUGUUCAUUAAAUUUUUUAAAAUGAUAACAAAGUUUUUUCUGGUAGAAGACACCUGACAUGAAUUAUUAAAACACACUCACGGGAACGUAAGGUUCAAAAUCUAAACGAGACUACUUUUGCCAAGUAGUAUCAUCA